Messenger RNA from Salvelinus namaycush (lake trout), 849 nucleotides. RefSeq names its product DOMON domain-containing protein FRRS1L-like. The transcript is spliced from 5 exons. Lineage: Eukaryota; Metazoa; Chordata; Actinopteri; Salmoniformes; Salmonidae. The record is from RefSeq and is a predicted model, not a curated record. Gene Ontology annotation, biological process: regulation of glutamate receptor signaling pathway. Bases 1 to 849 code for a protein of 282 amino acids.
AUGAUUUUCCUGCGCAGCCUACUACAGCUGACGGUGCUCCUGGUCCAGGGCAGUUGGCGGGGGGUAGCGCCGAGCCCCACGGAUGAAGGCGCACUGCGGGCGAGCCACGGAGACCACGGAGAGCCGGGCCACAAGGAGCCCCAUAAGGACUCAUACAGUACGUUCGCCUCGGAGUUCCUGGAGUCUAGACAUCUAUCGGAUGAUGGGUACCCCUUCCCCACCGCCCCUCCUGUGGAUCCCUUCGCCAGGAUCAAAGUCGUAGACUGUGGAGUCACCAAGGGCUGCAUAAGGUAUGGGAAGCCGGGGUGUGAUGCAGAGACGUGUGACUAUUUCAUGAGUUACCGGCGGAUCGGGACAGACGUGGAGUAUGAGAUGAGUGCUGACACUGACGGCUGGGUGGCUGUAGGCUUCUCCUCAGACAAGAAGAUGGGAGGAGAUGACGUGAUGGGCUGUGUCCAUGACGAUAAUGGGCGUGUUCGUAUCCAUCACUUCUACAACGUGGGCCAGUGGGCCAAGGAGAUCAAGAGGAAUCCUGCCAGGGACGAAGAGGGUGUGUUUGACAACAACCGUGUGACCUGCCGCUUCAAACGGCCGCUCUACGUCCCUAGAGAGGAGACACUGGUGGAUCUGCAUCUCUCCUGGUUCUACCUGUUGGCCUGGGGGCCUGCUAUACAAGGUUCCAUCACACGUCAUGACAACGAUGCUCCGCCAGUCUCCGAUCACAUGAUCAGCAUCUAUAAAUAUGAGGACAUCUUCAUGCCGUCUACAGCCUACCAGACAUUCUCCUCACCCUUCUGUCUGCUGCUCAUAGUAGCCCUCACCUUCUAUCUGCUGAUGGGCACUCCCUGA